AUAUCUACUACCGUCAAUUCAAAAGACUUACUGAAUGUUGUUAAUUACACAAGUUGUUUGCAAACAAUCAUCGAUAACCUUAUUGGAAUAAAGGUGACUCGUUAGUUUUUCCCUAUCUCAAACUUAUUUUAUUCUGUGUUAACUGCAUAAGACUUUAUUUUUUUGGAAAAUAUCUCUUGAGCACAAAAUAAAUAUUUGUUUUAGAGUCUUUAUGACUCAAUCAAGAUACUUUAUCACUGUUCUGUAUGUUAGAUGAUAAUAUUUUAUUUUCGUCUUUGUAAAUACAGAUGGGAAUCAUAUUGUCGUUAGAUUUUAUGGACUGCAAAACGUAAAACAAAGAAUGCUGUUUAUAUAUUUCACUAUGUUCACAUUUUGCAACAUCGUGUCUAUGUGCAUGAGUAACUUAACGUUUUAGUUGAAAAUAUGCAUAUAUAUGCUACCCUAUCAUCAUACAUUGCAUUGGGUAUGUUGCAAGUGUAUAGUACGCACUGAAAUACAUACAGAUAAGCAUAAAGCCGUGGUUAGAAUAUUAGGUGAUUUACUCAGGAAAUAAAUGUGUUGUGCAUAAACUGAUAUUGGUAGAACCAGUUAUAACUUUUCAUAGUGGUUAUUAACACUGAAUAUACUUCAUCAUGUGGAUAAUUGAAGUCAUCAAGAUAUUAUUUAGUAACCCAUCAAAGUCAAACUCAGCACAAAUAACCAAAUCUAUUUAUUUUGAGUUAAUGAUAUUAAGGAAGGUUCAGAAAUGGAUUGCAAGUAAAGUUAGAACGAGAGCAACUAAGUGGAUCUAAGUAUAAAACCUAGAUGUCAAAUAAAAUGAGGCUUAUUAGAACUCACAAUAUUUUUAUUCAAGUUACUCGAGCCAGUUACGCAAAAUAAAUAGGACUCAUAUCCUUUUACUUUAACAAAAAUACAUCUGGUAAACGAUAACACAUUAAAGUGUGUAUUUGCACAGCACAUUCAGACCGUGAAUUACAAGGAUAUUUAAAUGCGCUUUCUUUGGUUGAUGGCAGUUAUUAGAAGUCAUUUCUGUUCCUUAUUCGUAAAUCGACAUGGAUACUUUAGACUGACGCUAAAUUCUGUGACAUAUCAGGAAUAAAUAUUCAUUCCAGAUUUUGAUAUAAAUCUAUUUGUAUUAGUUGGCGUUUGAACUGCAUACUUGGAGCUAAAAAUGCUAUCAUGUCUAAUACAGUAUCAUUAAAUAAACACAUAACAGCUUUAGCCUUUGUAUAUAUAUGGGUGAGAAAUUUGUAAAUGAUUGGGUGGAAGGUAGAAGAUAUAUCUGAAACUCAUUUCUAAGGUGCGAUUUCGUAUAAGUAUGAGUUUUGCAUUUUUUUAAAACAUCCUCACUUCUAAGAAUAUAUAAGUGUAACAUCGAGAUAUGGUUUGAAAGAAGUAAUAACUCAUAUCGUUCUUUGUUAUCUAUGAAACAUAACAUAUAAAAGUUCUAGACUAAAAGUGUAAAAAUUAAGUUUUCAAACGCAAACUCGCUUUUGCUACAUUUUUUUUCAGCCGAAAAAGAUCAUUUUAUCGUUAGAGGAUGCCAACUGGUAGUAAUAAUUUCUGAGAUAAAAUAUGCAUUUUAAAAAGUCACAAACAAUUAUUCCUUUGUUUGAACUCCUCAUGUUUUAAGUGUCAAAAUACUCUUUGAAUUCAUAACGUUAAAGUAUACACAAAGAAUAAAUCAGCAUAAGGUUUCUGACCUCAGUACUAAAGUAACAAUAUAUUUUUUUCAAUGUCAUACACAAACUAUUGAGUUACACUCACCAAUGAAUUUUUAGUAUCCAUUGGCUGACAGUUAUAUCAUCUCUUUUAGAACUCAGUUUUCGCGUUUGAAUCCAGGCUAAUUGUACAGCAAAAUCACUAAUUCAUAAAUAAUUUCAACGUUAAAUAUGUUUUAUCUAUGCUUUACAUGGAUGUUUUUUCCAACCAAGUUUAAAACCAUAACAUAAAGUCAUGAUGAAAGAUAAAUAACAAUGAUUUUCCCUUUUCAUUCAAUAAACUAUUUUUGCAUCAAAUAUACAUUUUUCUAUAGUAUGAAUUAAUUUUAGUCAUUUGUUGUUUCUUUCCUCGAGGCUUUUAAGUGAAACCUUGCUUUAUCACAUCAUUUGUAAUUGUGUAAAAAUAAGCUUAUCAGGCAAACAAAAAUGCUUCAGUUUCUGAAUGAGGGCUACAAAUAUACCUGACUGAAAAUAUACAACUGAAAAAGGAGCUUUUCUGAAACGACUGUUCAUAGGAAAACCACAUGUAACUGUAGUCAUUUGUGUAUAACUUUGUUAACUUUUUGUAACUCUCAGUCCAUUUAAAAAGCGUUUAUCAAAAUGUUCUGAAUUCUCACUUGACUUCUGAGUAACUACUGCGGGUAAUUCUACACAAAUGAUCAUCACCAGCUCCGUCAGUAAAUUUUUCACAUUCCUAAAUUGCUUAUCUUUAUUAUCAUUAGAACAAACGGUGAUCUGUGUAUCUGCACACGGAAGAUCUAUGUCAAUAAAUGGGAUUAGGCAGUAAAUUUAUCAGACCGUAUUUUGCCUGUUACGUAGGCGGUUUGGUAAAUAUGGUGAAUUAAUAAUGUUACUGGUGAAAACUGUGAACUCUCAAAGAACUUGUGAAAUUCUGUGGGUGUAAUAUAUAAUGAAAAUUACUUUCCAAGUAGAUCAGAGGUUUCAGAGAGAGUCGCAGAAACUGUAAGUUAGAUCAAGGUUUAAACAACUACUGACUUCCUCUAUUAAUAUUAAAAUCAAACGUGGACAUAAAUUUGUAAUUUCUGAUCCCCCACCCGGACAAUUUCUACAAAGCUUAACGUGGAGAAUAUCUUUGUUAGCAUGAUUCCAGAAAAUUUGUCAAAUAUGAAGAAACUGUAAAGCCGUCAAUUUGAGUACCGUCAAGGAUGUGUCAAACGGUGGAUGUAGAAAGAAUGCAUUUCAAUCUAUAAAGCAUUUUGAAAGAAAUAAUAUAAGUGCGUCCGACAUCUUGUAAAAUAAGAUUUUCACCACCUCAGUUCACCCAUUUACUUUACAAACUAAAUGUGGGUUCUAUGAAUAGUCAAAUGUACAUCAGUACGUUUGGCUUAACUGAAAUUUUGAAUUAUUUGUUUUCAAUGAACCAAAACAAGUGGAAAAGGCUUUUGAACUUAUAAGUAAAGUAUAAGCUUUGAUUUUACGUGAGUGCUGGUUAUUUGAUUCUAGGGAACGUGAACUUGAGUUAUUUGGAUGAUUACUGCUAUAUCGUAAAUAAUAUGGCGAUGUGAAUUAGUACAAUGCUGACCAUUUAUACUAAACUGUGUUGUGGUUAAAAUACUAUUUUUUCGGCCGGCCAUAUGAAAUCUAAUGCGCGCCCUAUACAAUUUUAAGGUUAAUGGUCAUUCAUUAUUUUAAGUCUCAAAGAUUACUUUAAACAAAUAUCUAACAGUAUCGGAAUUCAUAUCACAAUAUACAUCAGGAACUUUCAACAUAACUGCUUGACUUAUCUUACUAAAGGGUUUAUAAAUAUUUAAACGACUUUAAAACAUGCACUACUUGUUCAUUACCCUUAGAUGAAUGUUAAAAAAAGUGGGAAUAUAGUAUGUUAAAUUUUGGUAGCAAUAUGAUACUAUUAUCUAUCAAUAUAUAAGCAAACAGUAUUUUUUAGGCGAAAGUGUUAUUUUUUUGAGUUGAAGUGAAAUUGUCAUCUAAAUAUUGUAAUUUAGUAAAAAAUAUGGAAAGACCAGUCCUAUGAUAGCUAAAGCGGUUGUCUUACAAUUAAUAAAUUUUAUAAGUUGGAUGCGAAGGGAUCUCUUUUCAACGAGUUUAUUAUAAUCACUAAGUCUAUUGUUAUUGUUAUUAUUCAUAUUACGUAAUCUAGUAUUACAACCUUUUUAAUAACUGUGUUCACAUUUUCUCACGGAAUUUUACAAAAACAAAACUUUCAUAAAUAAAUUUUAUGUUCAACUCCCACACUCACCUAGUUUAAUUUGUGGAGUUGGGCAAUAAUAGGAAUUUUUAUACUUAGACAUCAGCAUAAAAUUAAUUAUACAAUGCAGUACUGGUAGAUCAGAUACAUCAAGUGGAAUUAAACUGAUAUCUUUUCUACAUAUUUUAUAUGCGUAACAAAAUUAUUCAAAUGAAAACUAAUUAAAUUCACAAGUAAUUCUAUCAAAUAUUUAAGUCACACAUAUUUUUUAAUUGUAUAUUUAUUUUCCAGGUUGUAAUUCAUUUUUAGUUUGUAAAUGCAUGCCUCAUUAGCUUCUAUCGGCAGGGCUUGUACAAUCCAAGAAGAUGAAGAUCCGCCAGCUACAUCUUUGGACAGUUCAUUCGACAUGCAACCAGUUGAUUACAUUGAACAAAGUUUAAGAUCAUGUACGUCUUCAGUGGAUGAGUUAGUCACACUCGCAUUAUCAUUAUGCCAUUCGAUUAAAAUACUACCAAAUUUUAAUAAGAUUGUUUUACAAGAGCAUCAUUGUGGAAUCAAACAGAGUGAUUCGAUACUUAAUACAGAUAAAUAUGACAACAAUAAAAACCAACAAUCAUCAGCAUUGGAUGAACAUAUCAACUCAUCAACAAUUAAUGACCCCAUUAUAUGUGUACAUACUUCUUCCAAUACUUCCAGAAAUAAAUCAAAUGAUUUAAACCACUUAACUUAUUUGCAUCGUUUCUAUUUAAAACUAUUGAACGUUGUACAUCUCGAUACAUUGAACAAUACUGUAAAAGAGUUAUGUUUAGGUUUGCUUGCAUUACUGGCUCAUUCAGAAACUGUUUUUAUUAAAGAAACCAAUUUAUUAGACUGUAUUCUAUCAAAAUUUUCUAUAUCAAGCAAUAAUAUUUAUUCUUUUCAAGCUCUUUAUGAGAACAAUUCUUGUAAUAUAUUAAAUGAUUAUCAUGAGUUUUUAUUAACUACAUUAUUACAUUUUAAUGAUGAGAGUGGAGAUGAUGAUAUUGAUGAUAAUAGUAAUGACACACUUAUUACCGGUUAUACAACAACACAUUAUGAUUAUUCCUCACAAUUAGGUGAACUUAGAAUUUUAUGCGAAAGUUUAAGACAAUGUUGGACACAGAUGAAACGUUUAGCCAAUGAACAACGAAAUAUGCAAUAUCGUUUAAAUCAAAUUAAUGCUUCAAAUAACUGUGAUACAAUUUUAACAAAACUCUUUUUAGAUGCAUAUAGAAUUAAUUCCAUGUACAGUAAAUUAUUAACAUUAGCUAUUAUUAAUUCUGCUCAAUAUUUAAUCUAUUCUGGUGUAUCAUUAUUAGGUUAUAUGGAAUUAUCACGUUUUACACAUGAUGAACUAUGGGAAAUGACACGUGGUAUUGAAGAGUUAAAUAUUUUACGAGGGCAUUUACAUAAUACAUUUCAAAUAUAUCGUAAUACACAUUUGUAUAAAUUAAUAUGUAACGACGAAAAUAUAUUUCAUUCUGCUCAAAUUUUAUCACCAACUACCGAUACUACUAGUAUUAGUAGUACUUCUAAACCAUUAUCACAACUUAUUUCAUAUAACUUAUUAAAUGAUCCUGUUGAUGUUGUAUUUUCGAUGUCUGUUGGAUGUUUAUUUUCACUAUUCGCUAAACAACGUUCCUUGCGUCUUGCUCAUCUAAUCUAUUUACACAUAUAUAAGUUUCCAAAACUGUUCUUUAGUGAACCUGAUAACAAUCAUACUACUAUAGAUUAUAAUCAUAAUUUAUCAAACAAAAAUUUAUUACAACAAGAAUUUCAGGAAUUCAUUCAAGAUAAUCACGGUUUUUUAGCUUCAGACUACCUUCGAAAUGAAUAUGAAUUUAUAUCAAAUUUCUUAGAUAUACUCUCUCAAUCAACUGAUCUAUUAUAUCAAGUACAGAAAUUACAACUUGUGUAUACAUCAGCUGCCGCUACAGCACAAAUAAGACAAGUCGAAGCCGAACAACGAUUAAAAACUUCUAGUAACACUAAUAAUUUGGAUCCCUGUUUUGUCUCUUCUCCUACCUCCUCCCCGUCUUCAUCUAUAUCACAUGCUGUAAGUGUUGAAGGUAAACAUGGUGUGUUAGUACGUGCUACCUCAACAAAUCAUCCAAAUAUGACAGAAACAAAAGAGAUAAUUUCUAAAACACCUCGAAAAACAGAUAUUCAUCAUAGAACUAACAUUUUACCUAACUAUAUUUCACGUUAUCAGGAUGCGUUGCAUCGUUCUAGCACAUUAGAUCGAUAUGUGGCUACUGGAUCAGCUGUUUCACCUUAUUCAUCAAUCAGUAAUCAUACACUUGGUACUGAGUUUACUAAAUUACAAUCGGAUAAUCAAACAAAACCAGACGACCAUAAUUACAAAAAAGACAAGGAUGAUUCUACCAUUUAUACUCCAACUGAAAGUAGUAGUAUCACUGGUGAUAAGGAAAAGGAACAAAGUAAAUCUAGAGUUAAUUCUAAAAAAGGUGUACAGUGGAGUGAUCAUCGUGAAGUUAGUACACGACAUCAAAUUAUAGGUCGGUAUUUGGAAAUGACAUGGAAGUAUUCAGAGAAUACACUAACAAGCUUAUUCCUAUCCACAUCAAGCACGAUUAUUAAACAGAGGAACAGUAACAGUAAUAAUAUAACUGUAAAUGAACCUAAAUUGUGCAAAUCUACUUUAACUAUGACAUCAGUGGAACUUUUAAGAUUGGGAAAUAAUAUUUGUCAGUUGACAAUCACAUCAGAUUUCUUUCCUACUGGGUUACUACCAGUGCUUAGAAAGCAAGCAUUGAAGUGUAAAGAAUAUGCUAUUUGGCGAAACUGGUAUGAAGAACAUCAAAUGUUCAAGUGUAUCUUGAAGAAAAAUGACGAGAACACAAUUUCUGUAACAGAUGAUAACUAUAAUUUACAAGAUACCUCAGAGAAUACAUUUUCCAAUAAUGUAGUUCCCCAUGAAACAUGUGAUCACUUAAAUCAUAAUUCAUUAUAUUCAAUUUACAAUACAUAUGUUCAAAGGAAUACAGUCAAUACUUCUGACACGCAAUCAUCAUUUUUUCCUUGUAAUAUUGAUAAAUGUCACAACUGUUGUAUUACAAUGAAUUUACAGCGAUUAUGGGGCUCCAAAGCAUUUCUUAUUAUAACUGACAUAAAUUCAAUCAUUGAAUUAAUUACUUAUAUGACGAAGUUAUUUGUUAAUGAUGAACAAACUUGGAUGAAUAUUUUAUCGUUGAUACAAAAUGAAAUAAAAGCAUCAGGUAUCUCAUCAAUUGUACAUCAUUUCGAUAUAUCCAUACCUGAUUCAUAUAAAUCUUUAUUAUUAAAAUUAUACAAAGCUUAUGAAUUUACACGACGUUUAGAUGUCAUUUUUAUACGUUUUCUUAUUAUGUUAAAAAAUAUAUGUUUUAAUGAAUAUAACAAAUGUAUGAAAAAUUGGAAUGAUACAUUACAACAAACUAAUGAUAAUCAUUCUAUUCAAGAACAAACAAACAUAAUUGAUAAUAAUAUAAAUCAAAUUACAUAUUACUAUCAACAAUCUAUAUAUAUUGAAUUAUUAUUUAUUCAUUAUGAAAAUCUUAUCAAAUGUUUUACAAAUUUAACGGAUAUUGUUUUUAAUAAUAUCAUUUAUUGUAUAUUAUAUUGGUUCGGUUAUACAAAUAAUUAUGUAAAUGAUGAAAUAUUGAAAGAAUUUAAACAAUUAUUUAAUCCAAUGAAUUCAUAUUUUCUGUCAAAUUUAACAUCGCCUUCAUCAUCAAGAUUAUCAGUAGAUACAACAUCUACAAUAUCAAAUAGUAAUUUUGAUGAUUUAAUUGAAAUUAAAACAAACUUAUUAAAUGUAGACAGAAAUGUUCUAAUACGAUUAGCACGUGUAAUAGGAACAUUAAGUCAAGUGAAUAAUUUAUUGAUAUCAUUAGAUAAGAAUAUUAAGGAAUGGAAAGAAACUUUAAGAAAGACAUUUUCACAGAUAAUGAAUAAACUUAUCAACAAAUACAUUCUUAAUUAUCAUAAUGAAAUACUAUGUAAUUUCCAAAUUGAAAAUAAUGAUUUAAUUAAUCUAUUGACCAUAUUUCUUAAACCAAUUAAUAAAACAAUUGGAACUUGUUUUAAUUCACCUACAGAAAGAAUAAUUUCAAUUGAAAAUUCAUCAAUAAUAUGUGAUUAUCAUCAUAAUGUGUAUUAUUAUAUAAUUCAACCAACAGUUAUUCAAUUUUUUCAUAGAUUAUCAAUAUUAUUAAAAGAGACAUCUAUAAAGUACGAUGAAUUUAUUCAAAAAUAUCUUAUCAUACAAUUUCAAAAUCAGGUGCCUUUAAAUCUAUUACAAGAAAUUUAUGAAUCUAUUAAGAUUCAUAAUCAAUCUGGUGAAUGUUCAUUAAAAUGUUUUCAUAGUACAAUGUUUACUGAACAUCAACCAGAUAAUGUUAUUCAAAAACCAGAAACUGAAAAGUUCUCCUCAUCGUUAUCAUCAUUAUUAACGGAUACAAAGCAGUUGAAGAGUAAAUUGAAUUCUGGAUCUGCAGGAGUUGACUUUAUUCAAUCCACAAUGGUAUUUAUGUCAACUGCCAUGAAAAAUACUGUGAAUAAACAUUUACCUAAAGAACCGAAAGAUAAAAUUGCAUCUUUUGCAGCUGAUGUUUGUUCUAAUCUACGUUUACCAUUCCGUAGUCAAACAACAAAUAAUCUCAAUAACUGCAGUAAAAUCACAUCAUCAUCGUCAUCAACUACUAAUGAUAAUAAUAAUACUACUACUACUAUAACCGUAGCAAAAUCAUCAACUAUGAAAGAUAAACAAGAAUCUCUCAACGAAUACUCCAUGGAAAAUCAAUAAUACCUCUUAGCAUAUGGAGUUCUAUUCCUAUUUUGGUUGUGUUAUUUUUCUUGUCAAUAAUGUCUUUUUUUUCCAGUUUACACAUUUAAUAAAUGAAUUAUUUUAAUCAACUAACAUGUUAAUAAAGAUUCAUUAUAAACUUUACAAAACAUUUAUUUAGAAUAUCUUAUUUCAUUUAUCAUUUAUACUCUUAUAAGAGUUUGUAAAAAAAAUUCUUAUUUUUUCUAAUAUUUCUCUUUAUUUAAUUCUUCUAUCCUAUUGUGAAUAGAUAACAAAGAAUACAUACAUAUAUAUCAAUGGAAUAUUAAUAGAAUACUAAUAUAAGUAAAGUUGAUGAUAACCUUUUUCUUUCUCUUUGCAAACUUCUUCAUUACUUCACUACAUUGGAUCUUAGUGAUGAUAUUUGUCUUAUUUUCUAAUCUUUCAUAAUUUGUUUUCUCUUUCUUUUUCUCUUUUUUUUUUUACUGUUCUACCUAUGAACUUUAAAAUAUGUCUUAUACAAAGUUGGAAAAACAACAUAAAAAUGAUACGAUAUCACAGUUUAUUCAUUAUUUAACAUCGUAAAGAAGAAAGUAAUUCAAUAUUAAUUGACACAUUCACAUUUGUAUAGUUAAUGACAUUGAAUUGGCAAUUAAAAAUCAUAAUCAUUUACUAUUAAGAUAUUUAUGAUGCAAUUAAGAUUAUAAUUUAUUUUAUUUUAAUAAUUUGUAGUUGAUUAAUUACUUGAAAUCUCAUAUAAAUAAAACAUUAUAAUGAUG
Molecule: messenger RNA, 9471 nt
Organism: Schistosoma margrebowiei
Lineage: Eukaryota; Metazoa; Platyhelminthes; Trematoda; Strigeidida; Schistosomatidae
Source: the annotation of a GenBank genome assembly